GCCCUUUCCUCUUCAGCCCUACCCCAUGAUCUUCUCGCCGCCGUCUUCCACAGCAGGCCCCGCCCCGUCUGGGGCAAAGUGUGCAAGGCGCGCGGGGAGAUGAGGACGAGGGUGUGAGCUUUUCGUUUCCGGGUUGCGCUGCUGCUGCUCGGGUUUUGCUUCCGGCGCCGUCCCGAGUCGGGACGGGGGGGGCCGAGCCCGCUCCUGUGGCAGCGGCUACCUGAAGGGGUUAAACGGGAGCGCGCUUGCUGAGGAGUGAAGAGUCCGAAGGAGAGCCGAGCCAUGGAGCCGCGGCUGUGAGGAGCCUCCGGCCCGGGCCCCGCUUUUGGGCAGCCGGGCCGAGGCCGGAGCCGGAGGACAUGGACAAACUGACCAUCAUCUCAGGAUGCCUCUUUCUGGCUGCCGACAUCUUCGCUAUCGCCAGCCUGGCGAACCCGGACUGGAUCAACACCGGCGAGUCCGCGGGUGCUCUCACAGUUGGCCUUGUGCGACAGUGUCAAACCAUUCAUGGACGUGACAGGACCUGUAUUCCUCCACGGUUACCUCCUGAGUGGGUCACCACCUUAUUUUUCAUCAUCAUGGGAAUCAUUUCACUGACUGUCACGUGUGGCUUGCUAGUGGCUUCCCACUGGCGAAGAGAAGCAACUAAAUACGCACGCUGGAUAGCAUUCACUGGAAUGAUCCUAUUCUGCAUGGCAGCCCUAAUAUUUCCCAUAGGAUUUUAUAUCAACGAAGUGGGAGGCCAACCUUAUAAACUGCCGAACAACACAGUGGUUGGGUCGUCAUACGUACUGUUUGUUUUAUCCAUUUUCUUUACAAUAGUGGGACUCCUAUUUGCUGGCAAAGUGUGUUUACCUGGCUGACGAAUGCUUACAGAGGUUGCUUCACUCGGUCAUGAAGGAGAGCAGGAUGCCUGUCGCAUUCUCGGGAGAAUGCUUACGCUGGGCUGUGACAGUCUUACCAAGAAAAGAGGAGGUCUCUGAUGUGUUCUCUCACAAUGCACUUUGGAUUUAUUUUUAUUUUUAAACAGAGAGCCUUUCCCACAACCAAAUACAGACAGCCUUGACUCAUCUCCUGAGCAUCUGGAUGCGGUCAGGUGCGCACUGUGAUAAGAACUCAUGUAGGAGAAUUCUUUUCUACACUGAGCAGCGUUAUUGACACAUACACACCCCAUCCCAGCAUCACUGUACUGGACCCAUUUUAGAUAUCUGACAAUUUUGAAAAUCUCACAAGUAUUUAUGAACUUUGGCCGACCAGAGGUUUGCCAAGGGAAUUGGAAGUGGGGCUGGCCUCACUGUCUUUUGAAGAUACGCAUCUUCCUUCUGUGAUAGGCAAGAAGCAUUUGCCGCCAAAAAAAAAAACAAACCCAGUUCAAUCUUAUACUAACUGCAUCCUGAAGCCAAUUGAUCAAAAGAUGUUCUCGGAAAACUGUUACGACAAAACACCUGCCUGCCAUGUCCCUCACCACCCCUGUGAGCUCUAGAAACACCUUGGGGGUGUCUGGGUAUUCUUCAUUAUAUAUAUAUAAUAUAUAUAUAUAUAUAUAUAUCUGAUGCAGUAUACAGAAUGUGUAUACAUAUAUAUGUAUAUAUAUGUAUGGGUGUAUGUUUGUCUAUAUGUGUGUAUACACAAACAUAGAUACAUACAGACACACACAAAUCCCUGGGAGAGAACUCUUGAGCGCUUUGCUAGCAAAACACUGUGGUGUGUAAAACUAGAACUCAGUACAGGGGGUGAAAAACAAAAUUAUAAUAAUUUGAAAAAAGCCAUUUCUCUGAAGGCUACAUAGCUGGGAAAGUCUUCAGUUUACCUCAUUCUUUGUAGCAGCCCUUGGUUUUAACCGUUUUUUUUAAAAAACAAAAUAGGUACAAACAACUCUAUACCGUUCUAGGUGCAAUUUUAAGUUAAGCUAAGUGGGUUUUUUUUUCUUUAUAUGGUAAUUUAUUUGUAUAUUGAGGAUAGAAGUCAAGUUUGUGUCACACUUUGCAAAGGUCCGAUCCCAGUAAUGGGAAGUUACACUACUUAAAUUAUGAGCAACUGAAGUAAGCCGGUCUCUCUCUCUGUCUCUCACUCUCCCCCCCCCCAUCCUCCUUGGCCCCUUUCUUUGGCUUUGCUUGUUAUGCUAAUAUGAAUUGCUCACACAGGAAAUCUGCCACAAGAUACCUCCUGUUGACUAUAAUGUGAGCUGGGGGACUGGGCAGCAAAAGCUACAAUAAAGAGGGACAAAUUCUUCAUGUCGCCUGCAAGUAUUAAGUUAAAUCCACUGUUACCAAAAAGGGAGCCUUAUGGUGACUUUACGUCCCCAUGCUUUGUCUUAUUCAGAGCUUGGAAAAGUUACUUUUUUUGAACUACAACUCCCAUCAGCCCAAUCCAGUGGCCAUGCUGGCUGGGGCCGAUGGGAGUUGUAGUUCAAAAAAGUAACUUUUCCAAGCUCUGGUCUUAUUCUGAUACUUAAACAGGGGUUGCCCACUUCCAAGGGGUCUUCACAAUUUAUAGCAGUGUUUUCCCUCUUGUCAUAUUCACGUGAGAACCUCAAGUUGCUGUCCUCCUUCAGUAAUGGGGCUCAGCUCCUUUUUUCCCCUCUGGCUUCCAACCAAGAGAGCACUUCUGGGCCCAGCAAGGGUGAAGAAUGACCUGCAGUAGCCAGAAAGGAAGAUCUGAGAGUAACCAUCUUUUGGCAGUGUGUGCUGAGCAGCAGGACCUGCCUACUCUUCUGGGCAUAACCAGCCCACAGGAAAGCUCCUUAAUUCAUGUCAUCAGGCCAAGCAGUAGUGCCCUGUUUUUGUAGCUCCAUUCAUCAGCAGCCCCCCCCCCCAGUAUGUGGUCUUUGGCAGAUGCCUGAUAAUGUUGACCUUUGAUGCCAGCCCUGCUCAGAUAAGUGUUGUCUGCUGAGGGGACCUGCAUGUACCAGGCUUUAUCUCUUUUGAACAUCACACACAUAAAUAUUUUGGGAGAAAUUUAUAUCUUGAAGUCGUGUUGAACAAGCAGCUGCCAGUCCUUUGUAUUGCAAGACUUGCAUUAGCAGUCAAUGAAAAAUGCUCUCCCAGCAUAAUACAGGGAGUUACCCUCUAUCCGUGGGUACAGCUAUUGCUGCAAAAAUGUCACAUGCCUGUUGGGAUUCACCAUUGUGGAAUAGGAAUAAUGAAGGGUUACCGGGCCAGCACCAUGGGGAAUCACAUUUAGGUUAGAAAGAUCCUGACCAGUUUUAAUUUGUGUAUGUAAAAUUUGUUGUAAAAAGUGGGAUUCUCUAAUAGAAAAAGAACUCUGUGUUGUUUCAGAUGAUGAAUGGCCUUCAAAUCAUGAAAACUUUCCCAUUGCAGUAUUGUUGCAAGAGGGGAACUUGAUGUAUUGGAUUCUUUUCUUGGGAGAGUUUUUGGAUGACUGUGAUUUUUUCCCCCUGGAGUAUUUGAUUGUUAAAAGAGCAACCUGUCCACUCAUCUGGACUAUCUAGUUUUGGAUCUGGGCAUGCUGAUUUUGGAUUUCAACAUCCUUUUAAAAACGCAUUAUGUUGGGAAAACUGGAUAUCAAUGAGAAACCCCAGCCUGAUCUCUGAGGUGGUCUUUUGUUUAGUGAGGUUAAUUUGUUCACAUUCAAUAAUUGGUACAUCACAUAGUUGAGUAAGCUAAUAAAGAGGUUGUUUGGGUUUUUUUUACCUCUGUGCCCUAACCAAAAGGAUUGGACAGAUUGUAGUUGCCAGGCCUUUAAAUAGUAAAAAAGACAUUUUCUUCAAAGAAUUAUUAGAAAUAAUUCCAUGGAAUAAUUUGGAGGUGGUGUUUUUUCCUGGAAGUCUUUGCCCUGGUCUGCUACCUGUGUGGGUUCUUUCUAGGGCUGCCAAUAUUGUUACCACCUCUUUUCCUGUGCAGCAUGACAUCUGGGAACUGUGGGUUUUUUCCUGUCACGGAGAUGAAAUGAUAUUAAAAACCUUCACCUGUUGAAUUUCUGCACAUCGGGCUGCUGUUUAAGGCAUGAGCGCAGAGCUUAUUUUUAAAAAGCUGGCAACUCUUGUCCUUUCCCAACAUUAUCUGUCUUGCCGUAGUUAAUUACGGAGUUCAUCUCCUGGUGCAUAAUGAAUCGUAUAGUCUCUCUUCAUAACCUACUUUGCUACAGGUGCUAUUUUGAGAACAGGAAUCCAAGCAUUUAAACUUGCACAGUAGCCAAGGGCAGAGUGAGUUAUACUUGCAGCUGUACCUAACUGUCCUCACUUUCCUUGUGUGUAUUACUGUCUCCCCCCCUCCAAAAAAAUCUGUGUCUAGUACCACCACCAGUUUUCACUGAACCAUCUUUCAGAGAUGAGCUCUUGCAUUCCUAUCCAGCAGUUAGUUUCUCUUUCUACAUUGGAAGGUCAUGUGAAAGGGAGGGCCCAUCUAAGGAUUACUCAAUUGGUACUCAAUUCAUGUCAGAUGCACCACAUUUUCCCCACCACCCACUCUGCCUGCCACUCUGGGAUCAUCCAGAAGAAGCCACUUAAAUCCUCUCUCUCUCCUGUUUGAAGCUUGAAAACGUAUGUGCAAAUGGAAUUACUAAAGAGAUCUUAGUUGAGGGGGAAAAUAAGAAGACAGUGGAAAUUCCACUAAAUAGCAUUUUUUACAAGUGCUAGGAAUGCUCCCAAAGUUCCCUUCCUGAAAUCAUCAAAUGGAGGGGUUGGAUAUGUCACCUUGUGAGAAAGAGGGCCUGAGCCAGCCUUGACACAUGCACAGAGGCCUUUUCCUAUGGGUAGACUCAACAUGUAAACUGCUUGAGACCACCUAGUAAGAGCAGGCUUGACUUAAGUUGUAAUGUUUAAAGCUUUCCUGAGGACACCGAUUAGCCACCUGGCUGAUGCACUUGUGUUCUGUGUGAAACAGGAAGCCAAGCCAUCAAAGGGUACUGAGAGGCGUUGGGGUCACAUGUAUCCAAAUUGCAUACUAAGCUUCUUAAGAGGAGCAGCACCCUCCUCCCAUUGCCGCCAAAAAAGGGACUGCUUACAUGGACAGCACAUUUGCCUGAAAGUUUCACCACAGGAGAAUGACCUUCCUCUGCUGCCACCACCUUCCCUCAAAACAAAUUUGCCAGGUGGUGGCAUUUUACUGAUAUUAUCCAACAAAUGGGUUGGAAAGGUUUAAAGAAAGAACGUCUGCCAAUGACCUACUGUGAACACAGGACAUCCAGCCUGUAAAUGGUGAAUGGAAGUCUGAUCCCUGUCAUUUGUAAAAGCCAAUACGGCUGGAGCUUGCAAAGGGAACAGAUUGGUGCGUUCUGUUUGUAUAACUUGAAUUUCAAUUCUUUGGGUGGUGGGGAAAAUCCCUGUAAUUGUAAAAAGAGAGGGGGGAGAGAGAGAGUCACCAAUUGCUUUUAAUAAGGUUACAUGGAAUGCAGUACUAAUUUAUAGCAGAAAGACCAUAUCUUGUAAACUGUAUAUAAAACACAGUUUUAUGGUGCAAUUGUUCGUCAACCUUCUGUCUGUUACUUUGGGAGGGGGUCAACAUUGUGGGGGGUUUUCAUACCUAAGAGCAUCAUGUUAAAAUUUGCAAAGGAAUAUUUGUCGCUUGUAUUUGCACAAGGAUUUUUUUUGUGAAAACCUGUUUAACAGGCUUUUAAAUAAAUGCCUGUGCCAUUAAUUUAAUUCAGUGUGUGCAACUUUUUUGCCCAACAAAAUCCACAUGGGUAGGGUGAGUGUUCACAUAAAGCCUUUUGAAAUUCUGCUGGCGUUCCGUCCAGAGCAAAUCAUAUGUAUUAGUCCAGACACAUUCACUUGGCGGCUAUUUACUGAAUGCCCAAAACUAUUUGAUGUCACAGGACACAAUACUUUUUAACAUCCUAGUUCUGGUGAAACGAAGUUCAUUCUACAAUCAUUUUAACAGGCUUAUGGUAAAUUUCUGCGGUCUUUCUGUAACCAAUAAAAUUCACAGCAGAUGCUUUUUUUUCUCCGAAAAACCAAAACUGAGUUUCUGUUGGUCACAUUGUCUUUUACUAUCCUGUUGCCAUUCAAAGCCGUCUUUUUAAAGUGAGGGUGGGGGACAGCUUCGGCCUUAUUCUUCAGAUUUAACAUCACUGGAGUCAUGUCUGAGGUAAGAUUGUAGGGUUAGGGAUCUUAUUACCAAACCAUUUUGUUUUGACAGCUUCACAUUGCUAAAGCUCAGUUCCAUGCCCCCCCCCUUCCCCAGGAGUGUUAUUUCAAUUGCUGUUUUGACCUGCUGUAAUAUAUAUAUAUAUAUAUAUAAAGCCUUGUGAAGGAUUGAAAGCAAAAGAUGAAGGAAAUGGCAUUUUCAAAUAGGUUUUCCUGCCUUGGAGUUGUAGUUCUGUCUCUGCUAUGCCAAGAGAUCAUAAAUGUUUGGGCUCAAGGUCGUUUGGUGGUCUCUUCUUCCCCCCCCCCCCGCUUCCUUUGCACCCCCCAGUCUUCUUGCAACAGUUAAGGAUUAUUUUCUAAUUGGUUAGGACAUCCCCCCAAUUUAAUUUCCAAACAAAUUGUUAAUACAAACUGUAUAAAAUGAACAUAAUUUUCUUCACUUGUAUUUUUGUUA
This is a messenger RNA of Rhineura floridana, 6500 nucleotides long. RefSeq names its product modulator of smoothened (gene MOSMO). Gene Ontology annotation, biological process: negative regulation of smoothened signaling pathway. The transcript is spliced from 3 exons. The record is from RefSeq and is a predicted model, not a curated record. Lineage: Eukaryota; Metazoa; Chordata; Lepidosauria; Squamata; Rhineuridae. Gene Ontology annotation, cellular component: Golgi apparatus; ciliary membrane. Bases 360 to 863 code for a protein of 167 amino acids.